AUGUAACAUCUUAAAUUAUCAAUUUCCUCAUUGAACUAAUCAUUUUUAUACUCUGGAAAUUUCAAAGAGAUGUCCUAUUAACAGCUAAUAUCAUAUGCAGAAGGUCGAUUAGGCCGAGUUCUCCCUCCUGAGUUCCAAUUUUUCUAUGUAAAUUCUGAGGGCAUUUAAUUUGUUGUUAAUAGUGAGGAAUAAAUACAGAAGGUAAAAAGUGAGAAUCAGCAAGUAAUCAAAAUCAUUCUUAAAGAAAAAGAGAAAGAGAAAGUUUAUCAUCCAAACACAAUUUGCAGUCAAUGUCACUCCUCUCCAAUUAUGAAUGCUAGAUACAAAUGUAUUGUCUGUGAAAAUAGGGAGUUUUGUGAAAAUUGUUUAGACCAUGGUUAAGUUCAUCCUUUGUUAAUUAUAUCCAAUCCAGAACAAGAGUAAUUUUUCGAUGGUUUUUUUAAAACAUCCAUGAAUAAAGUGAAGAACCUAUUCAAUUGUUAAUAUAAUUUAAGAGAUGCGUUUUUGAAGAAGAAGUCAGAGCUAUUUGGAACAAAUCAGAAGAAUCAUUAAUUAUAAUAGAUUAGUUUGGAACAUAAAUAAUUAUAAUAAAAAUAGGGAAAUUAGCAAUAAAUUGAGGAUGAGUUUAAUAAUAAAAUAUUAAACUUAAGUGAGAUAUUUGAAGGUACUCCAGAAUAAUUUGAAAAGAUUGUUAAAUAAAAUUAACACUUAUCAUUAGAAGAAUUAGUUGAGUUGAUAUCAGAUUAAACUUAAUGA
Molecule: messenger RNA, 756 nt
Organism: Paramecium tetraurelia
Lineage: Eukaryota; Ciliophora; Oligohymenophorea; Peniculida; Parameciidae
Exons: 2
Biological process (GO): mitophagy; aggrephagy; endosome organization
Cellular component (GO): amphisome; aggresome
Molecular function (GO): protein kinase C binding; K63-linked polyubiquitin modification-dependent protein binding; zinc ion binding
Source: RefSeq, a predicted model, not a curated record